This is a messenger RNA of Gigantopelta aegis, 7649 nucleotides long. RefSeq lists its product as uncharacterized. The record is from RefSeq and is a predicted model, not a curated record. NCBI's taxonomy places the organism in Eukaryota, Metazoa, Mollusca, Gastropoda, Neomphalida, Peltospiridae. Bases 145 to 1887 code for a protein of 580 amino acids. The transcript has 2 exons.
AAGAUGGCAGCUUUCGUUUGGGCUUCUUCCAAGUUUCGGGAUUUGGUGUUUUUGGUACGAAGAGCUACACCUGGAAGAGGUCAAAUGUGAAUUCAAACUCCCUUGGUUUCCUAAUUUCGAUACAAACACAAAAAAAACCCCAAAAUGGCUGACGAUCCAGGUCACAAGGUGAUGUUGCAUUUUUUGGAGACUUUAAUGUACAGUUCGGUCCCCUUGACCAUUAGCCAGCUAGCAGGACGAUUUGGCAGUCGCAAUUUCACGUCGGAGAUGCGCACGGCCGCUGGAGGCAAUGAAGCUGGUCUGAAGAAAUUUCUUCUGAAAUAUCCUUCACUGUUCACUGUAAAUGGAAACCUUGUGAGUUUGAAUGAUGGAACUGCUCUUGGGGAGGACUUUCGAGAAAGCAGCCCAGCUUCAUCAAGGACAAGCACCUCCGAUGUGUCAGUGGAGACCGAGGCUGUACAGUACUUUCGCAACCGGAUGAUCAAGAAAGGCGAGACCACCAUGCCAGUUGCCAGUCUGGCUGGCCACCUGUCGCAGGCAUCGCAAUCAAUCCGCGAAUGUGUUGGACCGCAGAAUAAGUUUCUGGAAUGGCUUCUUCGUCAUCCGUUGAUUUUUGACAUCAAAGAUGAUAUGGUCAGUCUGAAAGAUAAUGUCACGUUCAAUGCUGUGAAUCCCAACUCAGAGCCAAUCAGAGAUCUGAAAAUGACGUCAUCUGCAAGUCAGAACUUUCUUCUGCUGCCUAAUCAGCACACCCCUAAAUUGAAGAGGCGGCCAAAGUCUCUGGAUGUGUCAGACAGUUACAAGACCCAAGCAGCAGUAAAAACACCAUCCAGUUCGAGUUCCAAGCCAGGUCCUGUCACUAUGACAGCUAAUGAGUACAAAGCUGUCAUGUUUAUUAAGAGCAUCAUUGAGAAGAAAGGUGACAUGAAAGUUAAUGUCUUGUGCACUCAUUUCAGCCAGGCUCCAGAAAGUCUUCGCAAUACCAUAGGAUACGGUAAAGCUGAAUUGGAAAAGUUUGUUCGUGCUCACUCCAACUUGUUCCUGGUGUCAGAUGAUGGGUUGAUAUCUCCUAUUAAAAACACUCGUUUGAAUGUCAUCAUCACUGGCAGUCGCCCACAGACGGCAGGCCGUCCUAAUUUGUCUGGUCGGAAGGGUAAGAUUUAUCAUGUUGCCAAACUGUGGGGAAUCAUUGACCUUGGCAAGCAUGAGCAUGUCUUCAUAGACCGGACGAUAUUUGGUAAAGCAAUUGAUGAUUUAUGCAAAGUACUUGUGGUUGGGGAGACUGUCUGUUUUGAUGCAAUUCCUGCACCUAAGGGUAGUCGGGCUCGAUGGAGGGCAGUCAGAGUGUGGAAAGAGCACGAAUCGAUUGAAGAUUUAAUCGAGAAAGUUGCGGCAAAGCUAGACUUAAAACUUGAUGGUAUUCCCAGAGAAUCGGCCAAGCCUAUGAACAACAUUGAAGAAGAAAUGCAGAGAGAGAUUCCACACAUGAAUGACUGCAAUGAAGCCACCACACCACUCAGCAUUGGAGGUGUGAAGUAUUCGUUCUCCGAUGCAGCUCCCAGUGGUGCAGGCAUCGUUCCUGUGUGGAAUUUUAAACCAGCGGAACUGGCAGGUCUUCAAGACGUCGACGAUGACUUCAGCGAUGGUGAGGAGGCUGCACCGCAGCUGAACAUGGUGGCGGAGCGCUACUACAUGAACCAGUCUGUGAUCAGUGACAGUCCCCGCAGCAACAAGAGCAACAGCAGUCCAAGGACAGAUGAAGAAAACCUGAUGAAUGGGAAUGGGAUCAAAAAGUCCAAGCCGCAGUUUUGCAGCGUAUCCUGCCAAACAAUAGUCACGGGAGAGAUCUUGGCCACUCAGCUAUUCCACGAAGAUAUUGAAGUCUAAGAUAGUUUGUUGAUAAAAACCUUUUUUGAUAUCCUGGGUUACCAUUUGUAAUCUAUGGUACAGUUAAGGAACCUUGUUAAUGACAUUUGUAAUCACUUUAUGCCAAAGUUUGCCAAUACCAUUUUUUAAAAUUCAUACCUUCGAUUUUGUAGCUGUUCCAGGUCUUUGCAUGACCUCAUUAUGUCCAUAUAAAUUUGAUUUAUAUUUGUCUUUGGGAUUUUCUAUAAAAAAAUUGUCUGCAGCUAAAUUUAGUAUAGAGAUUUGCUGCAACUUGGAUUUUUUAUUUAAGCUUAUUUGGAUAAUUUCAGAAUUUUUAUUUAAAAUUUUAGUUUUCAUGCUGGCAUGCAGUUUUAAUCUCAGUAUUCAAUUUAAUGUCUACUUUUUAUAUUUUAUGUCUGCUAUAUUUGGGAUAUUUGACAUAAAUUGUGUACAACAUCUUAGCAGUAAGAGAACACAAAGGGCCGGAUUUACAAAGCCUGUUUUUCUUAAGUACAGAUGUCUAAGCAUUGUAAAUGUAUGUAGCUACACAUGUGUAAGACAUAAACAGGCUUUGUAAAUUCGAUCCUUAAUUUUGAUCUAGAUUUUGUACAUAUAAAGAUACAUUUUCCCAUGAAUUUAUACACCUGUGUACACCAGUAUAUAAUAUAUAAUUAUGCAGAAGUUUCAUAAUAAGUGACAAUAAUUUAUUGGAAGUGUAGUGAAUGUUUUACAUGUAUUAGCUAUUACAUGUAUGUCUUAGCUCGCAAUAUUUAUUUGAUUUCAUGGUGGUGAAGGUAUAUGUACUCAUAUAUCAUAAACAUAACGGGGUGAUUGUAACUUUUGUAAAGGAAUAUUUAUCAAGUUAACACAAAAUACGUCUCUUAGACUGUUAUACAGUGCAGCCUGCCUAAAUCAGAUCACCUUGGGAACCGAGUCAGCUCAACAUUUAUCCAGUUUAGAGAAGGUUCUGGCAUUUGCAUUUUAGUGACUAUCAGUAUUUCAUAAAUACAUUUGACUACUUCUUAAAUACAUUUGACUACUUCUUAAAUACAUUUGACUACUUCUUAAAUACAUUUGUCUACUUCUUAAAUACAUUCUUGUCAGAAAAAAAAGAGAAAUCUGAAUCUGAAAUUCCAAGCUAUCCCAACACUAGAAUGUCUUUUACAACAGUAAAUAAAUUAAUUAAAAGUUACAUUUGUUUAACCAUUCAAUGGCACUACCAUACAAAUAUAUACAUGUACUAAGUGUACAUUUAUAAUAAUAUAAAAGGACAACAAUUUAACCAUAAACAAUAAAAAUUUAUUUUGCCAUUACAAAUUAUGAAAAAUCUUAAUUGACUGUUGCAAGUAUGCUGUUCAUAUAUAUAAAUUUGUUUUUCAACUUUUAUUAUUUUAAAAUUUUAAUUUAAUUUUUUGAAGUUUUUUAAUAUGCAUUGAGAUGGAUAUCUACAGAUGCACUAUCAAUGACACUGAAUAAGUUUAUGGUAGGCAAGACAUUUAAUUCUGUAGAAUUCUUGUUUGCAAUUUACCAUAUGUUUUAGAAUGAAAAUAUAUUAUAUUUUGCCUUUUGCUGGUAUUUUUAUGAUCAUCUGAUUUAAUUGGAAUUCAAAAUAUGAACCCCAGUCAGUAUAGAAAUUAGUUUUUGGACAGUUUCUUCUUUCUGUUUAUCAUUAUCUGAUAGGCCAAACUGUCAACAAUGUAUAUUAAUAUAAACUGUUGAUGGUUGACAAUACCAAAAAUCUCAACGACACAACUGAUUUGAAUUCCUCCAACUCAAGUUUUAUGAUCAACAUGUAUCUUUACCAAUUACAUGUACAUCCUUCACUGGAGGAAUGUUGGUUUAUAUAAUGUAAUUCAUGUUUGGAUAUCCGUAUCUGCCAAGGAAUAAACUUAAGAUUUUAGCAGAACAUUCUAUUUGAAGAAUUCUUUGACACAAUAUUUAUUGUACAUGUGUGUACACCAGUUUGGAUUCACAAAAUGGAACAUUUGGUGUAAAUACAAUAUUCCUUAAAUUGGUAGAUUAUCAAUAAUUCACUGUUUGGUCAAAACAUAGCAGCAUAGAAUUAAUUGAUAAUAGUAUUUUUUUAUCUACAUAAACCCACGUUAAAUAUUUGAAUAUGCUCCCCCGAACGUCCAGUUUCUCCGUUUCUGAUUCUUAAUGGUGAUGACAAAACUAUUGAAAAUAAAAGUUAUUUCUUUUAGGUACAUGUGCAUUAUCUAGUCAGUGUCACGUCCUGGCUCAAAGUUUGAGGUGGUUAUUUUAAUAAUUUAAUACAACCAGUCAUUAUUAUACCUUUUAUUUAUACUUGGAACAUAGGGAAGGAGGAGGAUUAAAAAGGAUUUUUAUUUCUGAAAAAUAGUUUUUAAAUAAGAUUAACUUUUAUAUGUCAAAUCAGCCAGGACGUGACAUUAUAUAUUUUGAAAAAUAAUUUAAUAUACUAAUUAUGAUAUGAAAGAAGGCAAAGUAGUAUUUUCAUAUGCAGUAUAUUUUAGGUAUGAUGUCCUGAUACCUAAUUUUUAAAUUUGACAUGACAGUAAUGAAAUAUUACCAAAAAACAAAUGUCACGUCCUGGCUUACAAAAAUUCUUUUUUCAAAUAAAACCAUCAUUAAAACCCAUAAAACAUAAGUAAAUUGGCAAUAAAAGUAUAUUUGUAUGUGCUUACAGCUGUUAACUUUAAGUUAUAAUAAAAACUUAGUUUAACAGAUCAUUUUGAAAUUUCCACAAUCAUGGACCAAAUACCAUGGAAUGGCCCAUAUAUACAUGUACAUGUGUAUGUGCAAUUUUAAUUAUUUUUUAAAUGUUAGAACAAUCAGUCCAAUGUUGUUUUUGCAGGUUAAUUGAUUAAGAAUCUAUAAAGUUUUGAUGCAAAUAUUCAUAUGCUUUCUGGACACGUUUUGGUUUAUUACAUUGAAUACAUAUAGGAAAAAAUUCAGGAGAGAAAUAUUGGCUGGUUUUAAUAGGAAUGCAAUUUUGUCAUGAUCUGGUUUAGGCAGGUUCCACUGUGCACAUAAGUUGUUUUUCCACAUGGUUCUUGUGUGGCCAAGUUAGUUGAUUUAUGAUUAUAAUAUAAUGCAGUUUUAUUGUUAGAAUUAAAUUUGAAUUCUGUUUACUGAUGAUGUGCAUAUAUCUACAUGUACUAAUCCAAUCAUGUUAUGAAAUUGGUUAAAUAGUAUCAUCCUGAAACAAGUAUUGUACAUUAAAAAACAAAAUACAGAAAACAAAACCCAUUUACAGAGAUGGUGUCAUUCAUGUCGCAGCUAAUAAUCUGUUUAACAAUUAAAUGACGUAUUACUUUUAUGAAAUUUUAUUUGGUUAGAUUUCAGUUAAAAUAUAUUCAAUGUAUUCUGGUUAUGAAUCCUAAUGUUUGUUGGACUUGGCUCAAAGUGAAUUGUAUUUAAAAAGCAAGAAAACAUAUUAAUUUUGUAAUCCACUGUGAACUACUAUAAGCAUUCGUAUGAAACACAUGGAAUAUAUAAAGAGUUCCAUCACAAAAUGUGAUAAACGCCACUAUACACUCCCAAUCCUAAAAAUGUUUUAUUCCAAACCACCAUAAACACUACGCCAGUUUCUCUGCAAUCUGCCAUUUAUUCUCAGACAAUCGUAUUGCGUUUUGCUGAAAACUGAAUUUGAACUUGUUUUUGUCAACGUGUAAAUGGUGUCUGAGUGGUGUUCGCACAAUAGUUUUUAAUAUGGCAUUUUGUGAUGAAACUUCAUAUAUAUACAGAUACAUGUAUUGAUAUUCCAAGUAAGGAAAUGCAAUAUUAUUACAUGUAAUUUGUACAUGCAGUUUUAAUCAGUCACAAAUCUUGUGAGCUGGAACCAUUUACAAUGACUACAAAGUAAGGAACGAUGCCUUAAUAAUUUGCUUGCUGUAACCCGACCAAUAGAAAAACAUGACUGAGUUUUGUUGUAUCACCACCACUCACUGAGCGAUAAUUUUAUUCUCCGCUUUUUAAUUGCUUUUAAUUUUUCAGUAUAAUAUUUAACAUUUACAUUCAAUUAGUCGUUUAGGUUACAGGAAACAAAUUUGUUUUAAAGAAUGAGAUUUAUUAUAAAUAAUGACCGUAAUUUAAUUUUUCCAUGUUGUUUUUGUAUUUUUCAGCAUUAGUUUUGAUUCUUAUGGAUUGAUAGUCACUAAACUGCCAAAAAUUAAGAAGUUUUGUUUAUGUUAUUUAACAUUUAAAAACAUACAUGUAGCGCAAAUUAGUUUAGCUUUAGUCUGGAAUCUUCGUAUAUAAUACAUUUUCAAAUAAUUCUUUAGAACCUUUAUUUCUGAUAUUUCUUGCUAUCAGAAUCUACAAAUGUUUUGUAUAAUAUGUACUGUGUAAUAUGUCUCUAUAAUACAGAAUGCUGUCUACAUUGAAUUUUUAAUUUUGACAUAUUAAUUACGGAAAGAAAAUACAAAUUCUUUUUUUUUGUUUUUUUUUUUUUAAACUUUGUAAGGGAUAUGUACAUAUACCUUUUUAUGUGCCUUGGUGAUACUGUUGAAUUAAUUAUAGCCAAAAGAAUACACAAAACAUUUAUCUUGUCGUGUAUUUUAAAUACACAGAGAAAUGGUAUCGCACUGAAAGUGUCUUUUUGAAGCAAUAGUAAAGCUAAAUGUUAUAUCUAGGCUAUUGGUGUAUGGUAUUGUGCUAUAAUUGCUCAAAUUGGUGGCCUACGGUAUCAAGCUUUUACUAAGUAAAAACUAGUUCAACUUUAAAAAAAAAGAUUAUUACUAUUAAUACAAGACUGAAAGAAGUUGAAGUAGGAUAUGUCUUGAUAUUGGCUCAGAAAGUUUGCAAUUUUUGAUGAAGUUAAUAAAAUGUUUUAGAUUCAGUCUAAUGAAAACAUUUACAUGUAAACCCAUUUUCACAUGUUUACAUCAGUUGAUAAUCUAAAAGGAUCAACGAGUCUCCAGGGCUAGCUCUGGCACUCGAAAAAUUCGCCAAUUGCAAAUUUCAAAAACAAUUGAUGAAUUUUAUUUUAAUUUGGCGAAAUAAUUUCAUGAAAUAAAUGAUGUUUUGUUAGAAAAUAACUGGCUUUCUGCAUUUUUUUUAAAUUUGAUAGAUGAUUUGUCGAAAUUUUCUGCUGGCUCAGAGCUAGUCGUGAGUCUCUUUGUGUGAAUAUACGAAAAGCCAAAUUGUAAAGUAGGUUACAGGAACUUUAUAGAUUCUUAAUCAGUUAACCUACAAAAACAACAUUGGACUGAUUGCUCUUACAUUAAAACAACUAUUAAAAUUGCACAUACCCAUACACAUGUACAUAUGAUAUGAACAGGUUACUACAAUGUCAUGAUAUGAACAGGUUACUACAAUGUCAUACACAUACAAUGUACAUGUGUAUGUACAAAUUAUUUGAAAAUACACUGUAUAAGACUGUUUGUUAACUUAUAUUGCAACUACAGUAGGAAACUGUAGGUACAUGUGAGCUGUGAAUGCAGUAGAUAUUUUAAAAAGAAAAAUGUAUUUUUAAAAAAGAAAAGGUUAGUGAUUUGUGAAUGGGUAGGUUUUAAUUGUUUUAAACAUUGGGGUGAUAGAAGCUGAUAACUGUUACACAAAGGAUUUGGAAUCAAAAUGAACAUUUAUUUUUGAGCAGAUUGAUUCUUGGAAGUGAUAGUUGUAAUAGUAGUUAGCAUCCCUUUACCUACCACUGGUGCCAAGACUUGGUGCUGUUAUUAUCAUCACAAGAUUGACAAGCUUAAAGGCAUACUGUCAUGGAUUUAAGGACCUUAUUUUCUCUAAAAAUGGAUAAUAAAUAAAAAUUACAUUAAUUGUUGGAAACCAAAUCUAGCUAUCGCAUC